Messenger RNA from Haliotis rubra (blacklip abalone), 11698 nucleotides. RefSeq names its product ATP-binding cassette sub-family A member 2-like. Gene Ontology annotation, molecular function: ABC-type transporter activity; lipid carrier activity; ATP hydrolysis activity. Gene Ontology annotation, biological process: lipid transport; transmembrane transport. Lineage: Eukaryota; Metazoa; Mollusca; Gastropoda; Lepetellida; Haliotidae. The record is from RefSeq and is a predicted model, not a curated record. Gene Ontology annotation, cellular component: membrane; intracellular membrane-bounded organelle.
AUGGUGCGCGAUGCCUACAUGUCAAUUGGAACAGAACUGCAGAAACUGAAAAGGUGAUACAGUCGACUGUGGCUAGAUAUUAAUACAAUGGAUGUCUUCUGAAGCUGCGACCAGAGUUUACAGACAAUAUACCGCCAUGUGAGAACGUAUGGCGAGCCAUACGGCGGAACAGACAUAGGUGAACUCGUACAUUCAGAUACACGUAGUCCGUGUAUACUGUAUCUUGCAAUCUGCUUCGCGAGAAGAUAUAUCUUCAACGGUGAUUAAGCAAUUAAGCUGCUCAACAUGGGAUUUUUUCACCAACUGAAACUAUUAUUAUGGAAGAAUUUCACUCUGAAGAUUCGGAGGCCGUUUGUGCUGCUGUUCGAGCUGUUCAUUCCUUUAGUGUUGUUCGUCAUCCUUCUCAUGAUCCGAAAGAAACUUCCAGCCAAUCCACAAGGCACAUCUCACUUCCGCACGAUGCCUCUCCCGUCAUCCGGCCUGGUCUCCAUAAUGCAGAUGUUUUGCGAGAACGGACAUACAGAUGAACAUGGAUUCUUGGACUUCCCCAGUUCCAGCUCCACCACGUCCGUCCUUAAUAGGCUGCAGGUGUUGGCGGAGAAUCGCAAUUUCUUCGACCCAGGUUUCACCCCUGAAGAAAUGAACCAGAUCCCAGACCUGUACAAGAGCAUCAUAGAUGACCCAGCUUUUCUACAUGACAAGUUUAAAAAUACCUCCGAUUUUGAGAUCUCCCAGGUGCUCCCCAGCGUUGAUGGUCUGAUAUCAUUCCUCCACAAUAACCUCUCUCUGCCAAGAGAGGAUAUCGACACACUGCUCAAUUCGACCAUUCACGUCCAAGGGGUGUACAAGUACCUGUUUGGAGACGACAUGAUACACAUGCAAGAAACCCUGAACCGCAAUAAAGAAACGGAGCGCCGACGGUGGACCAAUGGAGGACAUACUCCAGUCGUUGUCAGGGGGAACGGGCGACAUAAGCUUCCCCUGGAAGGACACUGGUCAAGGAUACUCAAGAAGGCUGUAGAAGGCAUCGUUGAAGACAUCCUUGAGAGGUCUGCCAGUGGCCAUAUUGAUAAUCUAGAGAAUCAGAUAUUUCAGAAGAUAAUUAGUAAUCCCAGGCUGCUGGAACAUGAAAACAUGGCAGUGGUGAUCGAGGCGUUGGUCAGUAUCGUCGAACGUCUCAACACGUCUUUCAUCGUCAGCCCUGAUCAGAUGGCCCAGCUGCUGAAGAUGGAGGUUUUCUCGCCGUCUUCCCUGAAAGAACUGUCAUGUGACCCUUCGCUGCUUGUAAACCUCUUCUUUCCUCAAACCCACAAUGAUUCACUGAUUCAUCUCCAGGAGGACCUGUGCAACAUGACGUCCGCUCAGUUCGACGAUUUGUCGGCGUACCUGCGUAGAUCUGUCACAGACCAGGAUAUUGUCAACAUGUUAAACCUGCAACCUGUGAACAUCACAUCCACAGCAUACAAGAUUUCCAAUUUCAUCACAAAGGUGAACAAGUUCGUCCAGUUCCACACAGAGCUGGAGAUGCUGGCUAACCUGGUGGAGAUGAUCCCUCAGGACGCCUUCGACAUCGACAACACGACCGACGCCCACCAAGGGGGUAACGAAACAACACCGGCUGCAGGCAACACCACUGACACAACUCCGACCAAGUUUCCGCCAGUGAAACCCAAGUCCCAGCGUCCCCAAGGCCUCCUCAAGUUGUGGUCCUUCAUGCAGCAGACUGUGUGCGGCACUCCUCCCCCAACUACCCCUACAGACACGGAUGGCAACCAAGAACACCGGUCCGGUCUCGACGCCCUCAGUCUGUCGUCCAGACAACACAGGAUGCUAGGAAUCUUACUGCACGUCCUCUACAGCAAUCCCAAGGUCCUGUAUGCUCCGGCCAACACCUCCGCUGACGACGUCAUGAUUCAGGCAAAUGCUUCAUUUGCUUUCAUUGACUUGAUCAGUGAUUAUGCGAGGACGUGGCUGAACGUGUCUGUGGAACUGAAGGAAUACCUGGAGGAGCCUAAGACUGCCCACAACCUGGACUCCAUCAGAGAGAUGCAGCAUGAACUUAAAGAACACCGUGGCCUGCUGGGAUGGAUGUUCCAGAUCCCGCAGUUGUCUCCCUUCCUUAACGAGACGGUGCCCACCAGCAUGGAGUACCUACACUCCAUCAAGGUCAUCAACAAGGCUGCUCACAGCUGGCUCACAUUGAUGGAUGGCAUCAGUCUCAACGUCUUCCAGGGAUUCGACAAUGAGACAGCUAUGGUCCAGUACUUCCUCAAUGAAGCUUACCAUGAUAAUGUCAGUGUGUUGGCAGGUGUUGUAUUCGAGAACAUAGGAGCAGACGGUUCCCUUCCUCCUCACAUCCGCUACAAGAUCCGCCAGAAUGCGACCUUCACCCCGACUACAAAGUUUGUCCGCAAGCAGACGUGGUACCCAGGUCCUGGUCCCAGCAGUCAUCCAUACUAUGAGUUCGGCUUCGUCUGGAUCCAGGACAUUGUGGAGAGAGCCAUCAUCGAUGUCCAGGUUGAGCGUGACGUGGUGGAACCAGGGACCUAUGCUCAACAGUUCCCUUACCCAUGCUUCAUGUAUGACCAAUUUGUCUUCAUGAUCGAGCAUGUGAUGCCCCUGUGCCUGACUAUAUCGUGGGUGUACUCCGUGGCCAUGUUGGUUCAGAGCAUUGUGUACGAGAAGGAACAGCGGCUCAAAGAGGUGAUGAAAAUGAUGGGUAUGAACAAUGCUGUCCAUUGGUGUGCGUGGUUCCUGACGACAUUCCUGCAGAUGAGCAUCACGGUUGGGGUGCUCACCGCCAUGUUCAAAUAUGGUCGUGUUCUCGCCCACAGUGAUCCUCUCGUCGUGUUUAUGCUGCUCGAGGUCUACGUUAUUGCUACCAUAUCGUUAUGUUUCCUCAUCAGCGUGUUGUACUCCAAGGCCAAGGUGGCUGCAGCAUGUGCCGGCAUCAUCUACUUCCUGUCCUACGUCCCCUACAUGUACGUCGCCAUCAAGGAGGACAUCGCCGGUGACCGCAUCCCGGGAUAUGUCAAGUCACUCGUGUCCCUCUCGUCCACCACAGCGUUCGGCCUAGGGGCCAAGUACUUUGCCUACUAUGAAGAGAUGGGGGUGGGGGUACAGUGGGAUAACAUCUACAUGUCCCCCGUGGAGGACGACGAGUACACCCUCUUCAUGGUCAUCCUCAUGAUCAUCCUCGACUCCUUCCUGUACGGACUCCUCGUCUGGUACAUCGAGCAUGUCUUCCCAGGAAUGUACGGCCUCUCCAAGCCUUGGUACUUCCCCUUCACCAAGUCCUACUGGUGCGGCAGCCACGUCAAACACAGCGACGACUGCACCAGCAUCCUAGACCUGUGUCGUCGUGGCAACGGUGGCCACGUGUCAGUCACAGAGGAGGACCAGGCGUGUGCCAUGGCGCAGCAGAGUGGUGAUCGGAGCAUUAUGUUUGAGCAGGAUCCUGUCCACUUGCCUGAAGGAGUGUGUAUAGACAAUCUGACCAAGGUAUACAAACUUGGCAAGAAGACUGCCAUCAAGAACUUGUCCUUGAACUUCUACGAAGGCCAGAUAACGUCCUUCCUCGGGCACAACGGUGCAGGGAAGACCACCACCAUGUCCAUCCUGACCGGCCUCAUCCCCCCAACAUCAGGAUACGCUACGAUAUAUGGCCUUGACAUCCGCAGCGACAUGGACGUCAUCAGGCAGAGUCUCGGCAUGUGUCCGCAGCACAAUGUGUUGUUUGACAAGCUGACUGUGGAGGAGCACCUAUGGUUCUAUGCCCAGCUGAAGGGCAUGAAGUCGUCAGAUAUCAAGACAGAGAUGAACAGAAUGAUUAAGGACCUUGACCUGCCCAACAAGCGGCACACAGUGGUCGACUCCUUGUCGGGAGGAAUGCAGAGGAAGUUGUCGGUCGCCAUUGCCUUCGUGGGAGGGUCAAGGACGGUGAUACUGGAUGAACCCACUGCAGGGAUUGACCCCUACGCCAGGAGGGCCAUCUGGGAACUGCUGAUGCAGUACAAAGAAGGACGUACCAUCAUCCUGUCCACACACCACAUGGACGAGGCGGACAUCCUUGGGGACAGGGUGGCCAUCAUCAACAAUGGUCAGCUCAAGUGCUGUGGCUCGUCCAUCUUCCUGAAGAACAGCAUAGGGGAGGGCUACCAUCUGACUGUCGUCAAGGAAGAACCCACUGAAGAUAACCAGGAUGCAGACACAUCAUGUGAUGAACUCGAAGUGGAAAACACUCGUCGCCAGCCACCUAAACUUGUCUCCCCCUGUAAGGAGGUGAAGGUCACAGAAUUCAUCCAGAAAUAUGUGCCAACAGUGUACUUGGUGUCCGAGGCCAAGCGGGAAAUACACUACAUUCUCCCGUUUGAAGAAGCCAGGAAGAAGAGCUUUGAGAAGCUGUUUCAGGCAAUGGAUUCUGAAAUGGAUGCUAUCCACGUCAGCAGCUAUGGCGUGAAGGAUACGACCUUGGAAGAGGUUUUUCUGAAGGUCACAGAAGCUGGGUAUCAGGAAGAAGAAAGUCGGGAGGAUGAACCUGCCAAACCUCUGGAGACGUUGUCUUCUGACCCGUCAGGCCUUCCUCAGGAAGAUCUCCCCCGGUCUAAUCUAGCCAGUCAAAAUGCUGCAUCUUUGUCUGACCUGCUGGACGUGGCAACGACAGCCAAUCAGAAGCAGCAAUGGGGGCCACUGGUAUCAAGCAACCCAGCAGCAGAUGUCCUUGAACUUGGUGACAUUGCAGCAGGUGUGGGACAUGAGCCGGGACAAAGCAGACGGCAAGAACAUGCAUCUGUGAGGAACAUUGGCGUCUACAAUGCUCCAGAAGACGAACCAAAGAUCUUGCUUGAAGGUCGUGGAAGUCAUAUCCUGAAUAAAAAACUGCUGCUCUUCAACCACUUCCGUGCCGUCAUUGUUAAACGAUUCCACUACAUCACCCGCAACUGGAGGAGCUUGUUCUCACAGAUCAUCCUCCCUGCCAUCUUUGUUGCCAUAGCAAUGACAGUAGCUCUAGCAGCGCCAUCUGUGGAUGACUUACCUCCCCUUGUGCUCAGCCCAUCUCAGUAUUUCAACGUCACUCAACCCAAAGGCAACUUCAUCCCCUUCACAAAUGAGCGUAUGGUAAGGAGAACAGAAAUACCGAGCCAGGACGCAGACGCUGAGAAAUUAAUCCGCACACUCUUCCUCCCAUCCGGAGUGGGUGCUACGUGUGUGCUGCAGAAACCGUUUAAUAGCUCCUUUGAUGUGGACAUGCUGAAAAGGUUGAACUACACCCAGAAGACAUAUGAGCUCCUGUCACGGUACUACGAGCCUGAGUGUAGGAGAGUGUUUGCGCCAGGGAUUCAUCUCGACAGUUACAUCCCCCCGGAGGCUCCAGUACAGCCGAAGGUUGGCCAGACCGCUGAGGAUGACAACACCACCAUAGAUUUCCCUAUAGAUCCGAGCUACUCCACCACACACUUCUACCCCCACUGCGUGUGUCGGGCGGACAAGACUGGCUUCAAGUGCAACAAGAACCAUGCUGAGGCUCCCAAGUUCCGGGUCGUCACCCAGGACAUUCUCCAGAACGUCACAGGACAGAGAACAGAGGACUUCAUCCUGUACACCACACAGGACUACAGACUUCACAGAUAUGGAGUUCUGUCUUUUGGUCUGGAACAGCGCUAUGUACCAGAGAACUUUGGCCGAUCGGCUCCGACGUUGUUCAGGAAACUGGCAGUCCGUAGUGCAGCCAAGCUGUGGUUCAACAACAAGGGCUACCACUCCAUGGCCGUCUUCCUCAACACCAUCAACAAUGCUAUACUGAGAGCCAAUCUGCCUAAUAACAAAGGCAACCCUGCAGCUUUUGGCAUUACAGCCAUAAACCAUCCCUGGAAUGACACCAAUAACGAGAUGUCUACUGUCAACUAUAUGAUGGAGGGGUCUGACGUCCUGAUCGCCAUCUUCAUUAUUGUGGCCAUGUCCUUUGUGCCAGCCAGUUUCGUAGUGUUCCUGGUGUAUGAGAAGUCCACCAAGGCCAAACAUCUCCAGUUUGUCACCGGGAUCAACCCUGUCAUGUACUGGCUCGGGAACUAUGUCUGGGAUAUGGCCAACUACACCAUUCCUGCCUUCAUGUGUAUAAUGGUGCUACUGAUAUUCCAAAUACCUGCGUACGUGUCAACCAGCAACCUGCCUGCCGUGGUGGCUCUCUUCCUUAUGUAUGGAUGGUCCAUAACACCUGUCAUGUAUCCCGCAUCCUUCCUGUUCAAUGAGCCCAGUACUGCCUACAUCUGCCUCAUCGUCAUCAACCUCUUCACCGGCAUCACCUGCAUCGUGUCCAGCUUCCUCCUGGAGCUCUUCUCCUACGACAAGGAUCUCAACAAGGUGCAUGACAUCCUGAAGAUUAUCUUCAUGAUGUUCCCCAACUACUGCCUGGGUCGGGGGCUCAUGGACUUGGCCUUCAAUGAGUACAAGAACGAGUUCUACUUUAAAACUGGUCAGUACGAUAUGAUGAAGUCUCCCAUGGAGUGGAGCAUCAUUCCAGUACACCUGGUUGCCAUGACAGUGAUUGGACUCAUAGCCUUCCUCAUAACAAUACUUUGUGAAUACAAGUUCUUCAUACCUGCCAGGUAUGUGAAGGUGACUAACUCCACGAAUGUAGACGAAGACGUUGAUGUAGCUGCUGAGAGGAAGCGGGUGUUGAAGGGGACAGGCCGUUAUGACAUGCUGAGACUGGAGAAUCUCACCAAGGUGUACAAGACUGCCAAACUAGGGCGCCACCUAGCUGUCGAUAAGCUGUGUCUUGGAGUGCCACCUGGGGAGUGUUUUGGCCUGCUUGGAGUGAAUGGCGCAGGAAAGACAACGACCUUCAAGAUGUUAACCGGUGACCUUCGACCUACAUCUGGGUGUGCCUAUCUUAAUGGUCAUAGUGUUAUCAAGGAACUGAACAAGGUGCAGCAGAAUAUCGGCUACUGUCCCCAGUUUGACUCCCUCUACGACGAGCUCACUGCCAGGGAACAUCUACAAUUCUACUGCAGGCUCCGAGGGGUCUCGCCUAAAGAUGAGAAACAGGUUGUGAACUGGGCCCUGUCCAAGCUGGGGCUGAACAAAUAUGCAGACAAGCUAUCUGGCACAUACAGUGGGGGCAACAAACGGAAGCUGUCCACAGCAAUCGCCCUUAUUGGCCAUCCUCAAGUCAUUUUCAUGGAUGAACCAACUACUGGUAUGGACCCUCACUCACGUCGCUUUUUGUGGGACCUCAUAUUGAGCCUCAUCCAAGAUGGCCGCUCAGUCAUCUUAACCUCACACAGUAUGGAGGAGUGUGAGGUUCUGUGUACACGUCUUGCCAUCAUGGUCAACGGUCACUUCAAGUGUCUUGGCAGCAUCCAGCAUCUCAAAAAUAAAUACGGGGAUGGAUAUACCUUCAGUUUCCGGUUGAAAGGGCCAAAUUAUGAACAGGCCAGUCGAGGGGUUCUACGAUUUGUAGAGAGAAAUAUACCAGCAGCAACGCUCAAGGAGCAGCACUUUAACCUGCUUCAGUACGAGCUGCAGUCAGAGAGUGUGUCCUUGGCUCACCUCUUUUCCACCCUGGAGCUGGCCCAGCAAGACCUGCAGAACACCCUGGAGAGGACUGGAGAUGUCAGCCAGAACACCCUGGAUAAUGUGUUUAUCAACUUUGUGAAACAGCAGAUGGAGAUUGUCCAGGAAGACGACACAACAACCCGCCAGAGGUCAAGGACACGAGCAAGGUCACGAGCUGCAGCAGAAGAAGAUGUCGAGCCUCUCCUGUUGUCUGAAGACGAUGGCGGACUCCUGCAUGAUGAUGAUGAUGAUCUCAUUUUACGUCUGGAUCAGUCCAAUGGGACCCGUCUGACUAUACUUACCCUCUGAUCUUCUGCAACUGCUGAUCUCAAACAUAAGCCUUUUGUGAUUUCGUCUCUUGUGAAACGCUUCCUGUUGAAGAAUUUCAGCUACUAUAUGAGGUCAUGAUGACUCUCAAUGUUUUAGCUGAAGGUUCUACAAAAGACAUGAUGACAGAGGAACAGCAACAGUAGGAACCCCAGUGCAAACAGAAAAAUAUUCAUUCAUUAUUUACCAUCACUGAAGACAUUGACCAAGCUGUUUUCUAUGUGUGCCAGAAGUUUUCAAUGCAAAAGUAUAUAUAUUUUCUUGCAAUAACAAAGAAUUAGAAGUGAGAACUUGUCAUUACUUUCAAACAUGUAUAUUUUAAGCUGAAAAUUGUGUCUUCCCCUUUAAGCAGUGUCAUGUCAAUAAACAAAGGACAUUUGCUUGAUGGAACAUCUAUAGGAAAUAACGUUCAUCUAGGGUGUAGUGCAAGCCAUAAAUCGCUUAAUCAUUUAUCCAAGGCUUGCAGCAGCUCCAAGUGUUUGCCCACUCUUGCAAAAUGGCAGUGCAUUUAGCGCGCUUGCACGCCUUGCCCUAAUGAACGUCGUUAUAGAAGAGUCUUGAUGAUCAUCCAAUACAUUUAUUACUAUUGAUGACUACGUUGAAGAUGCGGAACAUGCUGGGAUGUAAGGUUCCCUUGCCAAUGUUCCGACUGAUCCAGUUAAAAAGUUCUUGUUCAGCUGUCAGAUUUUCAUCAACUGCCAUUUUGGUUUGAGAAUGAAGUGAACGCAGCCACUGAUUUGUGCAACUGUAAGCUAGUAGAUAAAGUUAACGUUCCUUUGGAAGGUGAAUUGCUGUAAAUUGCUUGCAAUCGAUUGCCUGUUUGCAACACACCAAUGAGAUCAAUCAAUCUCUCCUCCAAGAUACUGCAGCUGUGUAAUUGCAUCACAAUCCUUUGUGUAAUUGUAUCACAAUCCUUUGUGUGAUGUCAUCAGUCAGCAUGAUGUCAUAAUCAAAUGACAUCACCAAUUUCUCUGCAACUGAAGCUGUUAGUAGUAUGUUUUAGACUCAAGACAAUACUUAUUACUACAAACAGAAAUUGUUAGAAUGAUGUCAGAUGAUAAACGGGACCUCUCCCUGGUGUCUUUAGAUUUGAAAGAUAAUAACACUCGACAAUAAAGUUCAAACUUGACUUGUGCAGAUGUGUGAUAUCAAGUCACUUUAGAGAGAAUCUCCAUGUCUUACCUGAAUCGUGUAUCCAGUAGGAGAGAUACCUCACUGUCUGAGAAUAUAUUUCACUUUGGAACAUGAGUGACGGAUUAUCUCAUUGUGUAAUGUGAGAACAUUUUUCACCUUGGAACAAGAAUUUAUCUGCCAGGACACUAAAAUAUGUGACUAUUCUCCUUGUUGCUAUGCCAUAUGGGACAUAUUAUUGCUGAUCCAUCAUAUUUCGAAAGGAAUUAUAUCUGGAAAAUAUUUGAGACAUGUGGGUGUGUUACAAGGAAUAUGAGAAUGUUUAUCUUUGCAAAUGGAAAGAAACAUAUUCACUUAUGGGGGAAGAAAGAAGAAAACAAGGAAUGUGAGAACAAUUAUCUACAAGGAAUAUGAGAAUAAUUAUCUACAAGGAAUGUGAGAAUGUUUAUCUUUGCAAAUGGAAAGAAACAUAUUCACUUAUGGGAGAAGAAAGAAGAAAACGUUUAUCAAUAUGAGAACGGUUAUCAACAAGGAGUGUGUUUCUUACUGAAGAAUGUAGGAAUUUGUCAGCAAGGAAUGUGGGAAUAUUGCCAAAGGAAUGAGAUGUAAGAAAAUUCAAGUUUCAAUAUGGAAGAUGUGUCAGAGAAUUUUAUUUAAAAUUUAGAUACAUUUCUCCAUACUCAAGUGAAACAUCAUUUCCACUUCAGACUCACUAGCGACAGUGGAAUAAGAACUCCUUAUGGAAGAAGAAACAAGGAAUAUGAGAAUGUUUCUCACUGAGGAAUAUGUGAAUGUUUCUUUAUGACAGAGGAAUAACACUUUUUAGUGUGUGCGAUAAUAUACAAUUUCACUUUCCAUAAUAAAUAAAAUGUUGCAUUAAAAUGCCAAAUUUCAUUGUAUGUGUCCAGCAAAGUGAAAAUCUUAUACCAGUGUCCACCAUUUACACAGAACCAACUUGUGACAUUUUGGUUUUUAUUGAGCAUUUAAGUUGUGCUACCAAGGUGUCAGAUCUUGAUCCUUUUGAGGGAGUGGUAAAAUGUUUUAAUACAAGCUGUUGUUCAACUUUGGGUAUUAAAACUGUUAUUUGAGUUACGCAACUGGAGAAUAUGGGAGAUUGUUUAUGCAUUUGCCAACUUAUAAACAUGGCAACUGAUUGUCCAUACAGGAGGGUGUGGAUUAGGGAUGUCACAAGUACGUGUCUGUAAAAUUCGAGUCAGUUAAUCAGGAGUCGUUACAUUUUUGACUGUCAGUAACAUUAACGCUUAUAUCAGAGAGGGGCAGUGGGGUAGCCUAAUGGUUAAAGCGUUGGCUCGUCACGCCGAAGACCCGGGUUCGAAUCCCCACAUGGGUACAAUGUGUGAAGCCCAUUUCUGGUGUCCCCCGCCAAGAUGUUGCUGGAAUAUUGCUAAAAGCGGCGUAAAACCAAACUCAGUCAGUCAGUAUAUCAGAGAAUUUGUGAAGUUGAAUCAUCUCUCAGUAAGCAUGUAUUGUCAGUCUGUUUGGGGGAACAGCAACGGCUGGUUCUCCUCAAGUUUCACUACUGCAAUUAUAUUUAUAUACUACCAAUAACCGAUUGGUUUUGCCAUAUCAAUGGAUCUAGUUAUAUACAACUUUUAUAAGGUGCUACUUUGAUUACUAUCAUCAGCAAAAAUCUUACUUUACAGUUUUUCCUGGACAUUUUACAUUCAUCUUUAGCGAUGAAACAUGACUCAUCAAAUCUUUGACUCCUGUUUUGAGAUUUUUUAAGCAAAACAGGAUAUCCCAGCAGAACCUAAAUAUCAUUCAACACAGACAUGUGUCAAGGAGGUUCAUCACAGAACACUUCGAUAUUGAUAUCUCCCAUGUUGAUUUUUCUCCCUUGUAACUAUUUUGAUUCUGGCAAAUUAAAUGUUUGAUUAAGACACAUGAAGUUUAAUGGAAGACAAAGGUCAUAUGAGAUGACUUUGAUUAAGCUGGAGGCAAUUUCAUAAUACCGCUGUCACUUUUCAUCCUUUCAUGACAAAUAUCAAUGCAAGGUGUUUGAAAUUUGAUGUAUAUAUCUCAAUCAUUCUUUGAAUUGUAAUUACAACUUCAAUCAUAAAAUGCUCAAAUUGUGGUAUGUGAUUAUUCUUACCUUGGGAGUUACCCAUUUAUUACAAUACUUGAAUUGCCUUGUAUGUGUGCCCUGCAUUUCAUUGUUUUUAUGUAACACUGAUCUCUUGUGCUAUCAUGUGUGGUUUCAUCAUCUCUGUGUCGGUUUUUGUGACAGACAAAAAUGCUUGAAACUUUCAUUUUGAUUUAGAGACGCCCUUCCAUUUCAGCUUUGACAGAAAUGUGUCAUGUGGAUUGUGUGUGAUUGAUUUUAUAUUGAAACAAUGUAUUAGAAACUAUGGGUUCAAUGUGUAGCGAUAGAAGUGAAAAGAAACUUACAUUUCUGACAUCUAUUUCAGUUUUGUUUAGUUUGGGACAUUAUUUUUUGUUUUUGAAUCACAGGCUAUUUUGGUCAAUGUAAGAAGUAUGAGCUGGGAAUAAUAUUUUUGUGGGAAAAAGCUUCUUUUUUUGUUAAAUUGUAUCAUGGAAUGUUUUUACAAAUAUUUCUAGAAAGAGAAGGGGGAAAAUAGAAGCAAAAUAUGAAUGAAUUCCUCAGUGAGGACCAUUUUCUGGUUGAAGCUUCGCUUUUACAUUGUUUUCUUCAGAAGACAAA